This is a messenger RNA of Puccinia graminis f. sp. tritici CRL 75-36-700-3, 684 nucleotides long. RefSeq lists its product as uncharacterized. The coding region runs from base 1 to 684 and encodes 227 amino acids. The transcript has 2 exons. The record is from RefSeq and is a predicted model, not a curated record. NCBI's taxonomy places the organism in Eukaryota, Fungi, Basidiomycota, Pucciniomycetes, Pucciniales, Pucciniaceae.
AUGAGAGAUGGGACCGAGUUAUCCGAAUUGCUUUUUGCGCAUGGGAUGAAAAAUAGUCUUUACGCUCGCAUAGGCAGCAUGCUUGCUGGAGAGGAGCCGCCCAAUGUGGACCUGCUUGCAAAAUUUGCUUUCACUCAACGAGCUUCAAAUACCAAUCCAGCUCACCAACCUGAGGGCGCUUCUGGUAGCGCAAACGAUCCCGUUUCCAUCCCAGAAACCUCUUCAUCUGGUGGCUCUUCUAACACGGUGUCACCAUUGCCUUCGGUCACCAGUUUGCUGCGCCCGCCCGGUCAACCUUCCAACAUUGUCGACCGUAACAAACCUCCUCGCCACCCACCAAUCGAUCAAGGCCUCCGACAUCAGGACUUGGUUGCCCUACCCCAAACCACCAUCUGCAAGAUGAUCGAGGUGAUGAGAGGCAUUGUGGCCCGCUCUAAUGAGCAAGCGACUUGUUUCGAGAACAAGCUCAAGAAAGAUGAAGAGAAAUUUCGAACCGACCUUUCAGCCGAACUAGAGAGGCAUGAUACUCAAGUGCGACAAUUAAUUUGCCUCCGAAUUGCCGAACUGAAAGUGCUGGGACUCAGCCGCGCCCGGGCCCACAAGGAGGACGUUAUUUUACCAGAUCAGAUUAUUUCGCUGCUUGAAGGUGCUGGGAUUUCUGGAGUCCGUAGCACUGACAUAUAG